Messenger RNA from Paramuricea clavata, 1131 nucleotides. The record is from the annotation of a GenBank genome assembly. NCBI's taxonomy places the organism in Eukaryota, Metazoa, Cnidaria, Anthozoa, Malacalcyonacea, Plexauridae.
AUGAUAAAGACCAGCAUUGCCAAUGAAAUUGGAGCUACUAUACACAAGACUACUCAGAAAGCCCUCCAAGCAGAUGGUAUAACCCAGCUAGCCGUCGUCGGAGAAGUCCAUUUGACUUUGUCCCGUAACCACCUUAAUUUGUAGUUGGAUGCACUUGUCGUUGAUAGUUUGGACGUCGAUGUACUAUCCGGGAUUCCUUUCAUGAUCACCAAUGACAUCUCCCUCCGGCCAUCCAAGCAAGAAGUCACCAUUCAAGGAUGCGAGAACAUGUAUUAUGGCUCCAGACAACCAGCUGGUACCAUAGGCUCGGUCCGACGAACACAAACUACAGUCCUUCGUGCCCCAUCAUCCUCCACCGUAAUUUGGCCAGGACAGUACAUUGAAUUAGAUGUUCCCGAUCACGUAGACCCAGAUUCUAUCCUUGCCCUAGAACCCCGUAAGGAUUGUUCCAGAUCAGACUGUGAGUGGCCAAGCCCCCAUAUUGUACAAGCAGUCGCAAGAAAGAUUCGUAUACCCAAUCAGACCCCUCACCCUAAACAUAUCCCUCGUCAUGACCAUCUGUGUCAGGUCCUACCAACCUACAUCCUAUAUCCACACCCCGACGUUCCCAAAUCUAGCAACAGCACCCUAGUAGCACCCUCCUCUCCUACACCCCAUGAACAAUCCUUAUCUGUUCAGCUAGACCCCGAUUCUAUCCUAUCAAAGAGCAUGCACUCCGAAUUCAGCCGGUUAGUUAAAGAAUAUGACGAUGUUUUUGAUAAAAAUAUCUCUGGAUACAACGGUGCUGCCGGUCCCUUUAAAGCUGUCGUAAAUAUGGGCCCAGUACAACCACCACAACGCAAAGGCAGACUCCCCCAAUAUGCUCCGAACAAGCUGGUCGAGCUUCAACACAAAUUUGACGAGCUUGAAUCGUUAGGCAUUUUUCAGCCCCCUGAAAACCUUGGCAUAACCGUUGAAUACCUUAAUCCAUCAUUCCUCAUUAAGAAGCCAUGUGGAGGACACCGACUAGUCACUGCCUUUACUGAUGUUGGUCGAUACAGCAAGCCACAACCAUCUCUAUUAUACCCGAUGUCGAUUCUACCCUCCGAACAAUCGCCAUAUGGAAGUACAUCAUCGUAUCCGACCUUAUAA